This is a messenger RNA of Leptinotarsa decemlineata (Colorado potato beetle), 3752 nucleotides long. RefSeq lists its product as uncharacterized. Gene Ontology annotation, cellular component: cytoplasmic stress granule. Gene Ontology annotation, biological process: cytoplasmic stress granule assembly. Gene Ontology annotation, molecular function: mRNA binding. The record is from RefSeq and is a predicted model, not a curated record. Lineage: Eukaryota; Metazoa; Arthropoda; Insecta; Coleoptera; Chrysomelidae.
UCUUGACAAGACAUUACCUGCAAAUGUUAAUUCAUUUGUUUGUAGUCUGAAAAAUAUCAAUCAGUCUUUUAAACAAUCCACACGUGGAAAUAUUGAGACUUAGACUCAGUGUCAUUAUCUCUAUACGUUUUGUGAAGAAUCAGUUGAAUGUUAUUAUAAUAACAAAAGAAAAACGCGAUUUACUGUUACGUCACUAGGCCAUUUUGUAUUUGGUGAAAUCUUUGUUCUUGGAAGGUGAAAAUACAACAAAGGUUUUCCAUAAACCUAUUAUCUUGUUGAAAGUGUUAAUAUAAAUUCAUCAAAAUUCCGGUGCCUACGAGAAAUAGAGAUCCCGGCCAUUACGGUAGCGGUGAUAUGAACAACAAAAGGAAGAAUCGAGGAGGCCCUGUAAGGACACAACGACCUCCUCGGUCAGUAGUGCCUGAAGGGGUCUAUAGCAAUGCACAUUUUAUGCAUGCUUCCACGGCACAAGUUGGAAACGUAGUGCGUAUAACAACGGCAUCCGGUAGUGUUUGGGAAGGUGUGUUCAAAACUUUUUCAAGUCAUUUUGAUGUGGUCUUAGAGAUGGCAGCCAGAGUUGAUAAUCCAGAGAGCCCUAAUUCCCAAAUUAAAGCAGAUACCUCCGUAGACAAGCUCAUUUUUAAACCUUGUGAUAUUUUGACAAUGGUGGCGCAAGAUGUAGACCUAGAUUACCCCACAAGAGAUACCUUUCAAACUGAUACUGCCAUUUCUGCUCGACUCAAUGGUAACUCUAAAAUGGAAGAAAGAGAACUAGAACCUUGGGACCCAUCAGGUCUCAACAAUGGAGACUUACCCCUUGAACUUGACCAAGCUAAUGGCUGGGAUCCUAAUGACAUGUUUAAAAAGAAUGAGCAAGAGUAUGGAGUACAGAGUACUUUCGAUCAGUCACUUAGAGGUUACACGGUGCCAUUGCAGCAUACUGAUACUCCAGACUACAAAGAAGCAGAAGCAAAAGCCAAUCUGAUAGCUAACGAAAUUGAGAGUCAACCUGCACAUAAAGCAAGGUUAGAUUUGGAGAAUGGGGAUGAAGAAUCUGUUUUUGCAGCUGUGGUACGACCACACCAAGAAUCUAAUACAAAUGGUAAAUAUAUCCCUCCAGCAAAAAGAAAGAACCAAAACAAUGGAAAAUUGGUGAGGAGUACUCCUCCACCAAGUCAGAGCAGCAGCAGUAGUCAAAAUACUCCCUCGCCUAAAGAAGCUAGACCACCAAUGAACUAUCCUACUCAUUCAUCUCCGCACCAGAACAACAUUCAUAUUCAUCAAGCACCACCAAAUCAACAGCAGCAAAUGCAUAAUGCAAAUGUGCAUUCUCCUCCAAUUAUCAUGCAGUCCCAGCCGAUACCCACCCACAAUCGUCCUCAUUCCCAUACGCCUCCUCAUCAGAUGCAACCCCCUGUCCAAAUUAGACAGCCACCUCCUCCAGUUCAACAGCAACCCCAUCCACCCAAACCUCAAAUCAACGGAGAAGCAAAACCGGCGCCUCCAAGACAACAAAGGAAUGUUUAUCAAAACCAAAAUAUGCAGCAAUACCCUCCAGAGAUGAAACAAGAAAUGAAUAUUCCGGUACAUCAAGUGAGGCAUAGGGAAGAAUUAAAAGAUUUGCAUCAGUUCGCCCAAGAUUUCAAAUUAAAUCCUAUGCAAGUUGACCAACCUCCACCUCAUAUACAAGGACCGCCUCCAGUUGUGGAACAGGUCCAACAGAUUCCAACAUUUAUACCCACGAAACCUCCACAACAAGCAUCUCCCCCACAACCACAGCAAGCCAUAAGCCCACCACAGGAAAAUAUAGAUAAAGUAACAAACACUUUGAAGAAAUCAACUCUGAAUCCUAAUGCCAAGGAAUUUGUUUUGAAUCCUGCGGCUAAACCAUUUCAGCCAAGGUGGGUGGAAUUAAAUAAACCUCAAUCACCUCAUGAAAUUUGGCAAGGCAGGCAUCGAAAAUAUUUUGGAUCCCCAAGUACACCGUCAGCAAGUAGACCACACACUCCACAAACUCCUAGCCAUAGUCCAUAUAUACCAGCAUCGGUGGGUGGUCCUGCGGUGCCUCCUCAAAUGCCUGUGAUGAUGCCGGUGCACUAUGUUGUAACAAGCCAACCUCAGUAUCAACAACCUCCGCAAGGAAGGAUCAAGCGAUUAACUGUGAGAGCUGAUGUUACAUCUCAGAUGCAAGUUGCUGCCGCAACAGGUCAACCCCUUUUGGCUCCAGCACCCAUGCAGCCAUUCCUUUAUCCGCCUAACAUGAAUCAAGCUUAUCAACCUAUGCAUGCAGCAGUCAGGAUGUACGAGACGCCUCCUCAGAUACAGUACAUAAAUCCAAAUCAUCACCCAUCUCAAACCCCAUCGCCUGCCCAACCUCCACAAUAUAAUCCUGCCCAAGGCCCACAGGGUCCACCUCAGCAAUGUCAAGCAGCUCCUCCUCCUCAGGGUCAUCAUCAGUUCCCGUUGAUGUACCCCAUAAUACAAGCGCAACCACACAUGAUGCAAAGCGUUCAGUAUUUGCAGCAAGGACCUCCCCCUCCUCAGCAUCCAAUGCCCAUGCUCAUGCAUCAACAUCCAGGACAGGGUAACCCACAUGGUCCUAAUCCUUAACGGUGAAUGUAGGUGUUAUGUUAGGUGAAUUUUUAAUAAUCUUUUUGUCGUCAUCUUUUCUUUUUUGGUUUUUCCUUUUUCAUCUCUUUUUAAAAUUGAAGGUUGGUGUUGUUGAUUUUGAAUAUUAGAUUUUAAGAAUACUAAUAGUUUAUUAGGAAUUACAAUUGAAGCAAAUUUUUUGGUUUUGGUUCAAGUUUCAAGAAGCAGGACUUCGAAGGCCUUGCCAGUAAAAAUGUUAUGUAUAAAAAUUAUUACUGUUGUAAUAUUAGCAAUGAAUAAUUUGAAAGUAAUUGAAUUGAUAAGCAAAUAUUUUUAGGGGGGAUUUGUUUGAUAAGUGGUGAAAUAUUCAUAUAUAAUAUUUUAAUAAAAAUAUACAAUAACAUUUGUAGUAAUGAAAGAAAUUCUUUCAACUCAAAUAUGUUCCCAAAAGAAGCUUUCAAAGGCAUGUAAUGGAAUUGGCCGAUACUUGAAAAUCCGUUAUAUAUUCAAGUAACAAUUAAUUGUGAAUUAUGAGUGGACUGACCCUUUACUUGAUGGAAAUUAAUAAAACUAUCCAUGAUUAUAAUAACACAUUUUUCACUAACAUUUUAAUUCCUAGACACGUUUCGCUGACGCCGUAGCUUUGGCUUCCUCCAUAGAAAUUAAUCCACGGUGUUGGCGAAACGCGUCUAGAAAUGAAAAGUUUGUAAAAGUUGUAUUAUUAUUAUUAUCGUGGACACUGUAUUGUGAAAUUUUCACUGAACAGCUCACAAAACCUAAAUACUGUUUCACUAUUCAGUGAAAAAGUCACAAAGUGUUACUUCAAUAUUUUCAAAGGCAAUUAUUAUUAUUUGACAUUUCCAGGAUUCUCUUGGAAAUAAUUAUUUCACUUUUUUGUUAGGAUGUUCUCCUGAAUAUUAUUUUCUUAUCUGAUCCAUCAAACUUCAGGGAUUAUUUCAUUUUGAUGUUAAUAACAAAAUUCCUGGGAUACAUGACGAUAAUGUGAUCAGUAUUACAGUACGGUGAAGCCUAACUGUCAUAUUGUUGAGAAAAAUUAGGUCAGAAUAUCAUCAAUAUUUCAGUGGGUGCAAACUGCAAUGCAGUUUGUAUGUUAUAAGAUGUCUAUACAUUGGUAUAUUUCUUUUAUUCUUUUUUUUUUUUUU